Molecule: messenger RNA, 897 nt
Organism: Cladocopium goreaui
Lineage: Eukaryota; Dinophyceae; Suessiales; Symbiodiniaceae
Source: the annotation of a GenBank genome assembly
AUGAAGAAAGAUCGUCUGACACGACGCGACAUCAAUAAGUUGGGCAUGGCCGCAUUCGGAGGCUUGAUGGCCGGGUCGGUCGUCGGCUGCGGUGGCCCUCAAGAUACAACCGCACCCACGGAAACGGGCGAGGGAGCCGCUACCGGUGAUGCCGCGGCGGGCGGGGACGAUGCUGCGAUGGCCAGUGCUGACAAACACCUGUGCCGCGGCUUGAAUAGUUGCAAGAACAUGGGCGCCAGCGGUGAGAACGCCUGCGCUGGGCAAGGCACCUGUGCCACUUACGCCGAACACUCUUGCGGCGGACAGAACGAAUGCAAAGGCCAAGGCGGCUGCGGCGAGAACCCAGGGUUGAACGACUGCAAGGGUGAAGGUCACUGCGCUGUGCCACUCAUGGCUUCGGCUUGGAAGACCAUGCGGGCCCGGUUCGAAGAAGAUAUGAAGGCCGAAGGCAAGGAAGUCGGAGCGGCUCCCGAGGAUAUCCAGUGGAAUGAUGUCGAUGAUUGGCGAAUUCUCGCGAAUGGGAUUCUCAGUGGAUUGUCGUUGUCGGCAUUGCUCUUCGGGCUGAAUCUACGUCUCCGUGGCAGACGUCUUGGGAUUGGGGCACUUUUUGGUGUGAUGUCGGGAUUGGGGGCGCUCCUGCUCUUGCCGCCGCUGCUGGUUGUCGGUGAAGGCGAGGCAGUGGGUGACCGCCUCGCUUUCGCCUGCAUCGUUUAUAUGAUGCCGCUUAUGGCCCUUUGGUUCUUACUGGCGGCGGCCGUCGGUGGGCGGUUGCGGCGAAAGAUCUGGUCCAGACCGAUGCCCUGGACAGAAAAAUUCGGCUAUCUGCUCGCCAUGGCGUGGUCUCCCUUGGGCGUGUGGAUGCUGUUCGACAUCUAUAUCGAUGGCCUCAUGAAGUAG